AGACGCAAAGCACCGCAAUGGCCUUCCUAUCUGUUUUAAUCGCCUUCUUCAUGGGAAUCAUCGCUCUAUCCAAUGCUGAACCAGUAAUAGUGUCGCCAUUUCUCAGCAACCAGGUUUUGUUGGAAUCGCCGAAACCUUAUGAAUUUGGUUACGACUUUGGUGAUGGACUGGGCAUGACUCAACAAAGACGUGAAUCAGCCGAUGGUACUGGUCGCGUACAAGGCAGCUACAGCUACUUGGAUCCACUCGGAGUUGCAAGAAAGGUUGAGUACAAAGCUGAUGCUGGUGGAUUUAAAGCUACCAUACAUAGCAACGAACCUGGUUUGAACAGCCAUAAUGCUGCGGAUGCUACCUACUUUGUCCAACCACCACCACCUGCUGCUUUGGUACGUAAAGCAGGUUUAUUUGUUCCAGUUGUGCCAGCCUUUAAAUAGUACCUUACCUUCUAUGUUCCCAUGAAAAAGAAGAUUCUACCGAUAAAGAUGCCAUAUUGGAAAAAAAUGUUAAAUUGAACUGAAACUUAAUUUUAAUUGCUUGCAUCACUAACAUCAAUUCUCAGUAUCAUACUGUUGCUAUAAACUGUUUUAAUAACACAUUUUUCGUAAUGAAUGACUGAAGGCAUUGACUAUCAAAUAACUGAUCAAAUUAGCCGGAAAGUAAUGUGAUGCAAAAAUUGCACUUUUACUUAAAAAUUUUGAAAUAUGUGUAUACCCGAGAUAAAACGAAAACGUUUUU
Molecule: messenger RNA, 735 nt
Organism: Uloborus diversus
Lineage: Eukaryota; Metazoa; Arthropoda; Arachnida; Araneae; Uloboridae
Product: cuticle protein 10.9-like
Exons: 1
Coding region: 18-434 (138 amino acids)
Cellular component (GO): chitin-based extracellular matrix
Molecular function (GO): structural constituent of chitin-based larval cuticle
Source: RefSeq, a predicted model, not a curated record